Messenger RNA from Nestor notabilis (Kea), 2904 nucleotides. RefSeq names its product synaptotagmin-like protein 2. The transcript has 16 exons. NCBI's taxonomy places the organism in Eukaryota, Metazoa, Chordata, Aves, Psittaciformes, Psittacidae. Gene Ontology annotation, biological process: exocytosis; intracellular protein transport. The coding region runs from base 1 to 2904 and encodes 967 amino acids. Gene Ontology annotation, molecular function: neurexin family protein binding; small GTPase binding. Gene Ontology annotation, cellular component: exocytic vesicle; plasma membrane. The record is from RefSeq and is a predicted model, not a curated record.
AUGUUGGACUUGAGCUUCCUGACCGAAGAGGAGUAUGAGAAACUGAUGAAGGUUUUGCAGAGAGACGCAGAGCUGAAGAAGAAGGAUGGGGAUCGCAUCAGGCGGAUACAAGGCUCCAUCAAGGAUGAAAAGAAGAAGAAGUUUGUGACAGGUGAAUGGUUUUCAGAAGUGAAGGCAAAACGGUUCCAGGAAGACUUAGAGGGACCUGAUCUGCUUCGGGCAUCGAUUAGAAGGAAAAAAGGCAAACUAGAAAAUGAGGCCAACGAGCACAUCCGGACAAGUCUGGAAAGCAAAGCUGCCCCUUUCCCUGAGCACGCUGCUGGUGCAGGAGAGGAGAGACCCAGCACACCUGCUCGUGAUACUGCAGAUGGGCAUAAAGUCUUGCCAAAACUGAAGCCACGAUUUCCUGUCCCGCUGUCUGCAUCACACAAGAGAUCCAGUAUACAUGAUGUCUCUUCCUCAGAGAGUGACACCGGAACAAGUCCAUUUGUGGCUGCAACAAACAGUUUGCAUUUGUCUAGAAAAGGUCAUGGAGUAUCUCCAUUGCCCGCCAAGGUUUCAGAGGAUGCUGUGCAUCAGCUCAGCAGCAUGGCUGGAGGAGAAGCUGUUGAUGGGGCCAGUGGCACCACAGUGGGGCCAAAAACUCCACCUGAAGACACUUAUGCUCCCAGCAAGAUACCAGUUAAGAGGAAACCAAGCAGAACUUCCCCCAUAUCCGAGCACUUUGUGAAUAAUGUGGGGCCAACAGAGAACAGCCUCCCAAAGAGAGAGCUGCCGGCAAGCCCCAAGCCCCUGACCGCAGAGGGGGAAAGCAGCCAGGCUGCGAAGCAAGGCGUGAACUAUACAAUCUCCUCGAUGAGUAAUAAGGAGGAAGAGAUCGGCCUCGAUCGUGAGCGCUUCAAGAACUUGAAGAACUUCUGGGAGAGGGGAGCAGACUCUGUGGCAGCGGGCAGUGUGCCGGCAGACCCGCGCUGGGGGCAGGCAGGCGGCCGGCAGUUCAAGCUGUGCCGCUCACUCUCUGUGCAGUCUGGGCAAGGCCACAACAGUGAAGAAAAGCCUGGCGCCUUCCCCAAACCACGAACCCCCCACAAAAGGACGAUAACCUUGUCUUCUAGUGAGGAAGAACCAAGCUAUGUAGCCCCUGCAAGGAAGGGCUCGGUUUCCGUCGUUCCUAGAUCCACGUACGCCAAGAGCAAAGGCGGCCCGGGUACGAGAAAUAGCACACUGAGUGAAAGCAAUGGGAAGCUGCCGAUGCCAGAGGAUGAGAAGGCAGCACAGCGCUGCUCCAAGAAAUCCAGAUUGCCUGUGCGAGCGCCUUCCGUCCAAAUCGAGUCUCCUACCAAAGAAGUGUCUGGCAGCACGUUUGAGCCAGAGACGCCUACAGAGUUUAUCGUGGCAGAAGAGCCCAAGCACACAGCGAAUGCACUGGCGAGCAGGGUACAAAUACUGAUCGAGCCGGCGCUCACAGAUAGUGAAAACGAUGAUGAGGAAGAGGAAAGAUCUGAUUUGGGCACUCAUGGCAACAUGGACGUAAGUGGAGAGCUACCUGAGGGACAAAAGUGUGAGUCUUCAGACAAGCCAACCCCCAGUGAACCAGCCGGAGAGAGAGCAGCCGUUCAGGGAACGGACUCGGCUGUUUACUCAGAGGAAGAUGGGGAUCGUUCUCCUGCUGCUCAGGCAUUGGCCCGAGCAAACAGCAUUAACCUUGCAAAGAGCAUGGUGAACAUUUACACAACCACAGAGACCUACAAUAAACCUCAUUUGAUACCCCAUCAGUUUCUUGAACCUGAAAGAGUCAAAGAGCUGAGCAGAUCCUCUCCUCUCCUGUUGUCUGAGACGGAAUCAGACACAGCUUCGGAAAUCAGCUUCCAGUUUAACAAGCACAAAAAGACGCCGAGCGUUGGCAGCCACUCCUCUGACAUGGCAUCUGUCUCCUCGGUGAGUGGCAGUGUGCUCAGUGUCUACAGUGGUGAUUUUGGGAGCGUGGAUGCCCAAGGCACUGUGGAGUUUGCUCUGGACUAUGAUGAGAAGAACCGGGAGUUCCAGGUUCAUGUGUCCCAGUGCAAGGACUUGGCUGUCGUGGAUGAGAAGAAAGGCAGAUCUGACCCGUAUGUUAAAACUUACCUGCUCCCAGACAAAGCUAGAAUGGGUAAGAGGAAAACUUCAGUGAAGAAGAGGACUGUGAAUCCCAUUUACAACGAGGUGUUACGGUAUAAAAUAGAGAAAAUGGUAUUGCUGAUCCAAAAGUUAAACCUCUCUGUUUGGCACAAUGAUCCACUGGGACGUAACAGUUUUUUGGGAGAGAUUGAAAUAGAUUUGGCCAGCUGGGACUGGAGCAACAGGAAACUCAACUGGUACCCACUGAAGCCCCGAAGCCUUUCUGCUGUUAACGGUGUGGAUCAUCGAGGAGUGAUGAGUUUGUCUAUUAAGUAUGUCCCUCCAGGAAGCCUAGGUCCCAAGAAUCCUCCCUCUGGUGAAGUUCACAUCUGGGUCAAAGACGUCAAGGACCUGCUGCAGUUGCGUCCUUCUGGAGUUGACUCCUUUGUGAAAUGCUAUGUGCUUCCAGACACCAGUAAGAAGAGUUACCAAAAGACCCGAGUCAUAAAAAGAGACACAAACCCUGUUUUCAAUCACACUAUUGUAUAUGAUGGCUUUCAUACAGAGGAUCUGAAGGAUGCUUGUGUUGAAUUGACUGUGUGGGAUCAUGAAAAGCUUACCAACCAUUUCCUUGGAGGAAUCAGGCUGGGCCUUGGGACAGGUUUGAGCUAUGGUAUCUCUGUGGACUGGAUGGACUCCACGCAAGAGGAGGUGGCCUUUUGGCAGGAGAUGAUGUUGGCUGCCAAUGAAUGGAUCGAGGGAUUGCUGCCACUGCGCUCCCUGGCAGGGAGGAGAAAACUAAAAUAA